AUUGUUUACUUGACUACCGCUACAAACAAGGCUGAAAAAUAGACUUUUCCUGGAAAUUUUUAUUGUGUACAUCAUAAUCUAAAAGUUUAUUUAAAAAAUAAUUGUAAAGGUAACAUUCGAACAGAACUAUGAUAUUUCUUUGAAUAUGCAAAUUGGAUAAGAAAGGAUUUUUUUCAGAACUUGAAGGUAUUUGCUACAGCUUUUAGCGUCAUCUAUCGUACAAGUGGUACAUCCGGGAUAUAGACAGGCAUUUUGGAUUCUUUAGUUCGUUAUUUCAGAUAAUUUUCAAUUCGUUCAUAUUCAUAUUCAAACAUUCAUUGGCACGAAUAUGAUUCAAUUGCUAUAAGGAAGCUUGAAGAUAGUGAACUGCUGCAUGACAAUAAUAUUUGAAGAAAUUUACUGUUCAUUUUUAAAAUUGAACAUUGGUUAAGAUAUCGAUGAACUAAAGAAUAACGAAUAUACAAGAAGAACUACGUUAUUCAAUCUAAGCGAGAUAAUUAGCAAAGUGAAAUAGGAUGAGAUCUGUCAAAUUAUUUAUUGAAACACUGACUGGUGGAAAAUUCGAACUUACUGUUCAACCAGAAGACACAAUUGAAAUGGUCAAAAAUAGAAUAACAAAGAUCGAAGGAAUAUCUGUUCCACAACAACAACUAGUCCAUGAUGAAAUGGAAUUACACGAUGAGAAACGAAUAUCAGAUUAUCCUGCACUUUUUCCCAGAGCAAAAUUGCGUUUAAUGGUGGCCAUGCGAGGCGGACCCAUAAAUACCAGACGAAUAACAGUGGACGAAAAUGCUGUUCUUGCUAGAGAUAUUGGAGAAUGUUUAGAUUCAAAUGAAGAUUUUCUUGAAAGAUUAGAACGACUAUCGGGAAAUCAGCUUCCUGUUACAUUGGUUGUCUUGCAUGAUGGGAAACAUUAUAAUCUUUUUCGAAUAGUCGAUAAACCGGAUUCACCUUAUAGUAGCGAUUCUCUAUCAGCAACAUCUGCUUUAGCAGAUGAUAAUGAUAUUGCUGAAUCUUUUAAGCUAGACGAUGAAAAUGAAACUACGAAGGAAAAAGUUCGUCAAUUGAAAAUACAAAUGGAAAAAUUAAAUUUAGGGAAAGCUAAUAAAAGUAUUCCGAUACAUGUACCAAGACCUCCGUCCACAUCUUCGAAUAAUAAUAGGACUAAUCUACGUACUUUCAAAAAUUCAAAUACAAUGUCUUCCGUAAAUCAUCAUCCGACAUAUAACAAUAGAAACGUUUGUCUGCCGCCUCUUCAUCAAGAAAUGUAUUUACCUGACUCUAAGCCAACUUCCGCAAUGUCUAUUCGGGAGGGAGCGGAGGGAGUACCUCCUCCUCGUUCAGUGCUAGAGGCCGUUCGAGAAGAAAACUCAAGUCAGAGUAGAAAAACAUCUGCCUCCAUUUUUCUCGAAAGUUUAAGUCAUCAAGAAGCUAGAGGCUUAUUAAGACAAGCAUCUAUAGAACGUUUCGGUUCUUCUUACGAAAGAUUUGGUGGUUCAAAUGUAACAUUUACUCCAAUGCCUCCUUCAACGCGACUUUCGGCACAGUCCAGGAGUACUUCUGAAAAGAGAUUGUUGUCCUCUCGGUUACGAACUUUCUCUGGAUCCCAAAAAGGUCGAAUCUUAUCACCUACUCACCGACUACCACCUGUCAAACAGAAGAAAAAGACGAAACGUUGUUUUGUCUGUACUAAGAAACUGGGUCUAGCAAAUAGUUUCCAAUGCAAAUGUAAUAAUUUCUUUUGUGCCACUCACCGAUACGCUGAAUCGCACAGUUGUCCUUUCGAUUAUAAGACAGAGGGAAGAAAGCUUAUCGAGAAGAAUAAUCCAGUUGUAACAGCACCCAAGUUGCCUAAAAUUUAA
Molecule: messenger RNA, 1862 nt
Organism: Dimorphilus gyrociliatus
Lineage: Eukaryota; Metazoa; Annelida; Polychaeta; Dinophilidae
Source: the annotation of a GenBank genome assembly